CCACCGCAGUGUGGCUCUCGCUGCGAGUAACUCUGUUGCUGUUGUGGCAGUGCACAGUGAAUUUCAGCACAGCUCUCGCUGCUGGAUGGGUCUUUGCAGGGGAUAAGUCCCUCUUCCCGUGCUGUAGGGCAGAGCUGCGUGUGUGUUUGCAAAGGGCCAAUCUGGGCAGAGGUUGCCUGAAGGAAACCUCUUCCUGGCCCGUCGGGGAGCUUUGACAGGGCUAACCAACCAGAGAGGUCGUCUUAAUUGCUGCUGGGCUGAGAGGUUGUCCUUACAGGAGGAUUUCGGUACCUUUCGAUACGAAAGAAAACAGCACUUACAAGCAAAAACUCCUGGCGCAAGAUAGCAACUCAACAACUCCUUCCCAACACGCUAGAUCUCGCAGCCAGAGAGAGAGAAAAAAAUCAAAACGGUGCAGGCGAAGUCACUAGCAGUUACUAGCAGGAAAACAAAUAUCCUAAAAGACGGCUAUGGAUUCCAACAACACAGGUGGUGUGAUCACCUAUAUUGGGCCAAACAGUACCUCUUCUAGUCCGGUCCUGCUGUACAGUGACAACUCCAACAGUAGUUUCCAGUCGGUGUCCCAGUCGUGUUCCCCAUUGCCACCUUCUCCCAAUGGCUCUAGCUCCAGCUCCAGCUCCAGCUCCAGCUCCCAGGAUGGCAAACACUACCGAAGCAGCUCCUCGGGAUCUGGUGACGAUUGUUCAAGCACUGGAUCCUUCAACAACCUGAAACUUUCCACCGAUGAUGGAAAUACCAUUUCCACCACUAAAAUCAACUCUGGGAUCACCAAAAUCAGUGGAAUGAUUCUGCUGUGUAAAGUGUGCGGGGAUGUAGCCUCUGGUUUUCACUAUGGAGUACAUGCCUGUGAAGGUUGCAAGGGCUUCUUCCGGAGAAGCAUUCAACAGAACAUCCAGUAUAAGAAGUGUCUCAAGAAUGAGAACUGCACCAUCAUGCGAAUCAACAGGAAUCGCUGCCAGCAAUGCCGCUUUAAGAAGUGCCUUGCUGUUGGCAUGUCCAGGGAUGCCGUGCGUUUUGGGCGCAUUCCGAAGCGGGAGAAGCAGCGAAUGUUGGCAGAGAUGCAGAGUGUCAUGAAUAACAUGGUGAACAACCAGCUCAGUGGGGAACUGCAGAAUGAACUCCAGCCCCAGCAGCAAAGCUGGCAACUCCAGCCUCCACUGGCUGUCCCUGUGCAACCAGUGCAGCAGGAGCGCACGUCGCCCUGUCUCCAUUCCCAACAGCAGUGCAACCCGCAGCAGUUGUACUGUCCCAGCACUGAAGCCUCCAUGGAAGAAGUCAUCUAUUCCAUUUCCCGGGCUCAUAAAGAGACCUUCACCUAUGCCCAUGACAAGUUAAAGCAACCAACACCAACCUGCCAGCACAAUGCAGAGCUGAUGAACCAUAAUGCUAACUGCUGCUUAAAUGGGUACCAUGUCAAUGGCGUGAACACCAUCUAUCAUCAAGAGAACAACAUUUUCCACAAAAGUAGUGGGCUGAAGAAUAUGUGUUACCCUUCUUCCUUCCCCAGCGGCCACAUUAAUGGACAUUACCAGAAUCAGCCCAAUGGACACAAAUUGCAUAAUAGAAAUUUGAUUAGUGCCGGUGGCGAGAUGGAGACUGGGAAUGGCAGGACCUGCCCAUGGAAAGGACAGAAUAGUGUCAUCCUGGCUUGCCCAAUAAACACACAGCCACACGUAGAUGGCAACAGAUCAGUGCAACAGAUCUGGGAGGAUUUUUCCUUGAGCUUCACACCAGCUGUCAGAGAAGUAGUGGAGUUUGCAAAACUUAUUCCUGGAUUCAAGGACCUAUCCCAACAUGACCAGGUCACUUUGCUGAAAGCUGGCACCUUUGAGGUGCUGAUGGUGCGGUUUGCAUCGCUGUUCAACAUGAAGGAGCAGACGGUGACUUUCGUCAGCGGAACCACGUACUCCAUCGAGGAGCUGCGGGUAAUGGGAAUGGGAGACCUGCUGAACUCCAUGUUCGACUUCAGCGAGAAGCUGAGCUCCCUGCACCUCAGUGAGGAGGAGCUGGGCCUGUUCACGGCCGUCGUGCUGGUCUCUGCAGAUCGUUCCGGAAUCGAAAACAUUAACUCGGUGGAGCAGCUUCAGGAGACGUUGAUCCGAGUGCUAAGAGCAUUGAUCAUGAAGAAUCACCCCAGCGAGGCCUCGCGCUUCACCAAGUUGCUCCUGAAACUGCCGGACCUCCGCACGUUGAACAACAUGCACUCGGAGAAGCUGCUGGCCUUCCGGAUAGACCCCUGAGCUCCUGUCAAUCACCUCCCUGCCUCUGCUACAUUUUUAAAGCAAUUUUUAUUUAUAUUUCAAUGAACAUUCAGAUGACAUAUUGCAAAGCAUCCUGUAAAUAUGUGUAUAUUUCAGCUGUCCAGGGAGUGUAAUAUAUUCUUAUAAGGAAUGUUCUACAAAUCAAUAUAUUUAAAAUCAUCCUUUGGGACCUCUGGUAUGUCUGCAUACAUGAGCUUGAUGGUAGAAAUAGGUGUGAGGUUAUCUGCUUGGUUUGAGUAAUAAGUAAAUGGAGAUCUGUGUGCCCUGCGGAGUGAGCAGGCUGGGGUUCCCUCUCCGAUCUGAUUUCCCCUCCUGUGUCUGACUUAAAUUGCUGGUUUAAGUCGAGAUAGGUGUCUGAACCUGCAGCAAGGCCCAGCUCUGCAAAACCCUUGAGGAGACCUCGCCCUCGUCAGAUGAAACAGGGCAAACUUCAGAUCUCGAGCCCGACCAAGAUGGUUGGCAAAAGGCUGAGCAACUCCGAUCUCCUGGCGCAUGUGUGGCUGCAGAGCGACAGAAGCCCAUCUUGCCCGUACAUUGUUUCGUUCGACACAAUUCACAUUUCAUUGACUGUCCUGCGACUGUGUCCAUAGACAGCUGACAAUUCAAGGCAUUUUGUAGAAAACAGUGAACUGAUCAAAGCCCCAGUCUCUGUGUGUGUCUCUGGAAGCUCGCUUUCAAACCCCAGGAAUUUUCUUUCAUGAGCGAAUUGCUGCGUCUUUGUGGUUUAGUCGUACUUUAAUAUUCCUGUUGAAGAUUCUCUAAGCCUGAUGCCACUCCCUCUUCCCCUAAAAGCUAAAAAGAGCAGAAGGUCCCAUUCUUGGUCCAAAAGUUCAAAUAGUAUUACCAUUGAUCUCAGUAUCUCUGGGCCAGUAGAGUUGGUGAGGGGGGUGGGGGAGAGCAACGAUGGGGGUGAUACAGGUGGGUGAACAGCUAAAGCUUCAUGACAGCUGGAAAGUGCAUGUAGGUGUUGGGCUUACUGUGGGGAAAGCCUACUGACCCUCUUUGUUUGGGGUCCUGCACAGAGGAAACUUACUGGGUGAGAACUGAGAACCUACGGGAGAGGAGGUGGACAAAGGCUGAUUGUGUCAAACGUAACCCUGGGUGGCUGCUGCAUGAGUGCAGGACCUGCUCUGGAUAAUUACAGUUACCACAUCUGUCUCAAUGUCCUUCAAUUAUUGAUGUGUUUGUGAAUCCAGAUCAAUUCAUUAACAAUUUAUAAAAAAUAAAAUAACGAAUGCACUGAAGUAAACAACAAA
This is a messenger RNA of Pristis pectinata (smalltooth sawfish), 3538 nucleotides long. It is a transcript of the gene nr1d1, whose product is annotated as nuclear receptor subfamily 1, group d, member 1. The record is from RefSeq and is a predicted model, not a curated record. Lineage: Eukaryota; Metazoa; Chordata; Chondrichthyes; Rhinopristiformes; Pristidae. The transcript is spliced from 8 exons. Gene Ontology annotation, molecular function: nuclear receptor activity; RNA polymerase II cis-regulatory region sequence-specific DNA binding; zinc ion binding. Gene Ontology annotation, biological process: hormone-mediated signaling pathway; cell differentiation; positive regulation of transcription by RNA polymerase II. Bases 471 to 2261 code for a protein of 596 amino acids.